AUGGAGAUGCUAGCAGUUCCUGCUCGAGUCCGACCAUCCGACGUGAUGUCAGUACGAAGUGGGAUCUCGAGAAGAAGUAUGCGCUCCGGCGUCUCUUCGUUGAGACUUGAUCCCAAGGACGACAAGGGUCGAGUUCCUCACCCUUCUCACCGGCAUGCUUCUCCGUCUGCUCCUUGGCCUUGGGUCGACUUGGAAGAUGAGGUUGAUCGUGAACAACUCGAAUGUCCUCUUCCACCUAUCCCUGAACUUUGCAACCACGUUGACUGUGGAGGAUGUUGGAGGGGGUACCCCCAAUCCCGCUUUCCCAACUGGACCGAACGACAAGUGAUAAAAAGCAAGAUCAUGGGUGCCAUCAGGGAGUUCUCCAAGGAAAAGCCUUGUAUUUGCUACCAGGUUGACGUAGAUGAAAAUGGAUUCUUCACGAAUCCUGGUCCGAUAGUGGCAAACCAUGGAGAGGAGGACGCUACAUGGAAUCAUUUGAUCACUGAGAAGAGACCCAAAAACCUUAGGGUUCGUGCUCUUUUCAUUGAAAACAUCUCUGGACCGAUGUUGCAGAUGCUUGGGGCAAAGUACAACAUUGAACCGUUUUUUUGGUCCUCAUCCUUAAACUGGAUCCCAUCUCGAUUUCAGGAAGAAGUAAAACCUGGCAUUGGAGACCAUAUCACGAUCACACUUACCUUUUUGCGAUCCAUGUCCAAUCAUGACGCAGUACAACUCAACCACGCAUUCGGGAAGUCGACGGAUUCACUCAAGGCGAAAGCACCGGGAACUUUGCUUGGCAGCCAGAAGAUUGAUCCGCACUCUCCGCUUAUGCUACAUUCGAACAAUCGAUUGCUUGUAUUGGACCUAUUAGCAGUCCACCUAAUUCGCAAUGUUAAUGGCAGCACCAUCCUCUCAUUCCAUCCUACACUGAAUCUUCCUACGACCACGGCCGCUUUUCUACACGAACGUAUCCGCUUUGCCGGACAGAGUGUGUAUUGGCAAAGCAUUUUCCAACAAUCAUCCGACCCUACCUUUGUUCUCUUGACCUUUGUGUGGCAUGCCAUGUAUGCCUGGGAUGAGGCUCUGGAGAAUUUAUAUGACCACAUCUGCACGCUGGAAUCUCGUGUCAUUACGACAGAGGAUAUGCCACUGACCCAGGAGCUACACGUCAUAAGGGCUCAUCAUCUUCACUACGCAUCACUUCUUGAUGACUACGCCAAACAUGUCGUCUUUAUUCGGGACACUCACAACCCUGCCCUGGACAAUGUGUCUGAAGAAGAUCAACAGUUCAGCAAGACAAUUAUGGCUAGAGAAUGUGCAAAUCUCUUGACAGAAAUAAAACGCCUCAACUCGGAACUUCACAUGCAGGAACGACGACUGAAAAAUGUGAUGGGUCUUGUGUUCAGUAGUGUGAACAUAAGUGACAGUCGGUACAUGAGAGUUAUGACGGAAGCUGCGGUUCGAGACAGCGCCGGUAAGCUUCCUUUUCUCGAACGCGUAAUUUGCAUAAACUUAUCAUCUUCGUUGCUUUCCCUUUUAGCGAUGAAGCAAGUCGCUUAUCUUACCAUGGUCUUCCUGCCUGCUUCUUUUGUGGCGGGCGUUUUUGGGAUGAACGUGAGCGAGAUCAAUCCCGGGUCUCUUGGCACUUUGCCCCGCUACAUUGAAAUUGCGCUUCCUCUUACUUUGGUGACUGCUUGGAUAAUCAUCGCGUUCCAAAGCACGUACAUCUUCCCGGAGAACACAGGCUUUAUGAAACGAUUGGGCUGGCCCGUCUACUUAAUCAAGCGGAUGAUGGAACGGCGGCAAAUGCAACAAUUGGACACUCAGUCUGAAUUCACCGACUUCAGUAUAGCUAAGUCAGAAGGAAACCGUGUAUCCCCCUUCUGA
Molecule: messenger RNA, 1869 nt
Organism: Psilocybe cubensis
Lineage: Eukaryota; Fungi; Basidiomycota; Agaricomycetes; Agaricales; Agrocybaceae
Exons: 12
Coding region: 1-1869 (622 amino acids)
Molecular function (GO): cobalt ion transmembrane transporter activity; magnesium ion transmembrane transporter activity; cobalt ion binding
Source: RefSeq, a predicted model, not a curated record